Molecule: messenger RNA, 1611 nt
Organism: Racocetra fulgida
Lineage: Eukaryota; Fungi; Glomeromycota; Glomeromycetes; Diversisporales; Gigasporaceae
Source: the annotation of a GenBank genome assembly
AUGGUAAAUAUUUUUAGAAAGACUUUUCGACGUUUCGUAAAAAUUUACAAGAGACGACAAGUAGCACGUUCAAUUCCAGUCGAAACGAAACAAAUAUUAUCGGAUGAAUGCAUUCAACAUGUAUUCAAAUUUCUCAGUGACAAUGGACUUUAUUCUUGUUUAUUUGUGAAUAAAUAUUGGUGCAAGAAUGCAAUCCCAAUCUUGUGGAGUCGACCUUUUCGUAAUUUAUCUCCGGAGAAUCAAUCGAAGCUAUUGGCAAUAUAUCUUGCACGUAUUACCCCCGAAGAAAAGGUGGCAUUAAACCGAAUUUUCAAAAAAAUCAAGAUCAAAAUCCAGUUACCAAAACAUCAACUUACCUACAAAUACGAAUCUUAUUUACAAGAACUUUCAUUCAAAGGAUUAGAAUCGGCUAUAUUUUCAUGGUUAAGCUCAUCAUUACGUAAACCCAUUAAAGAUACUCACAGUUUAAACGUGCAAAUAGAGCAUUUAACAACUCUAUUAUGCACUUUGUUUUUCCGAUCUUGUGAAAAUUUAAACUCUCUCAUUAUCGACAAACAUUUGUCUUUUACUAAUAUUCCUGAUGUUGUAGUAUUUUCGAAAUCUGGAAUUUUAACUCAACUUAGAAAACUUCAAAUAAAUUUUCGAAAAUCUGAAAGUAUCAUAGAUUUAUUAGAAUCCUUACACUUAUAUUGCAAAAAACUUGAAUCCUUGGAAGUUAACUUUAUAGAAUUUGAAAAUGACGAAGCAAUAUUUGAUUCAAUAUCAAAUCUCAUCGACCAACAAGAAGGAUUAAAAGAACUUCGGUUAGGAUAUAUUCAAUCGAGUAAUGGUACCAGAACGAUAUUAUCAUCGAUUAAAUCUCAAGUAGAUAGCAUACAUUCAAUUCAUUUUAAUGCUGUUAAUUUUAAAGGAAUCAGUUUAAAAAUUUUGGGUUCUUGCCCAAAUUUAAAGAAUUUAAUAUUUUGGAAUUCACAAGGUCUUGGUACUCAAAACUCAAAAAGUUUACAAGAUUCAAAAUAUCAUUUGGAAAAAUUACAUUUAUGGGGUCAACGAAAACAAUCAAAUAUUACCGCUACAAUAAUUCAGGCAACCGGAAAAACUGUUAAACAAUUAUGGGUGGAUUCUAUAUCUUCGGAAGUAGUUCAAUCAAUUAUUGAUCAUUGUUCACAACUUACCGACCUUCGAAUAAUGGAUUAUCAACCAAAACAAGUUCCAUUUCUUUUAAACUUACUUAAAGAUGUCAAUCAAUUAGAAAAACUUACUAUCACAAGAGAAACUGUAGUUGAAAUGGGUGUUGUAAACUUUUCAGGAAAGAAUCUUCCUAUUAAUCUCAAGUAUCUUAGAUUAGAAUGCGGUUUUACUACUGGGCAAUUGGAAAAAUUACUAACGACUUGCAAAGCUCCUUUGAGAACUUUAGUCGUGGACUAUUGUAAAUUUGAAUUUGCUCAUUUAAAAGUUAUAUCAGAUUACAUAAAGACUACAAAGUGUCUAAAAGUACUUGGAAUCGGAGGGAAGAAAGAGUAUAGUCAAAGAGAAUCAAGGGAAAUCGAGAGUUUAGAAAAAAAUUAUGGAAUUUAUGUCAUUCCUUUACAUGAAAUUCAUGAUUGGUAA